AUGCCAGCGAUUGCUCUGGCGGGCCUGCCAGAGGUGAGCACGAGCACCAUCCUCGGGACCACUGCGCUGGUGCCGACGCCCUUUGAGGGCGUCUCUGGCGACGAAGUGGCCUGGCACGUCAUCGAGGACCCAGCCCGGGUGUACGACCACCGCGCCCAGACGCCCACCACAUCGUACGCCAACGCGGCGCAGGAGACGGCAGCGCCGCUGUCCGAGGCGCCCCCUGCGGCGUACCACGCGCACCUGGUGGCUCGCCAGCUCGAGCUCGGCAACGCGACGGGUACCUCGGACAACGCGACGAACGUCUCGGUCGUCGCCGUGGGGGUGGGCCAGGCCCGCGCUGCUCUCGGCGCCAGCCACUGGCUGCGGGCCGCCACCGACUUCGGCUCCGCGGCUGCGGAGGUGGGCCUGCUCGUGGCGCCCCAGAACUCGCCCGCCCAGGUGCUGGCCACCCGACCCGAGCUCCUGGUGGUCUCGGCGGGCCAGGCCGGACACCUCCCCGGCCUCUGGCUGGAGGACGAUGGCGCGGAGGAGCUCCGCGUGCAGGUCGUCGUGGAGCCCGCGGGGGAGCUGGCGAUCCUGCCGAGCGCCUGGGAGAGCCAGGGCGUCGAAAACGUCAGCCACACCGUGCAGGUCUCACCAGACUAUGGGUCGCUCGGGCAGGGCGACGCCUCGGUGCUCUCCGGCCGCGACCUCGCGGCGGCGGCCCUGUCCUUCGCGGGCCCCGCGGCGUCGGUCGCCGCGGCGCUCUCGAACCUGACGUACCGGGCCCCGAGCGGCUUCUCGGGCCACGCCCUGCUGCGCAUCCAGGUCAAGGACGGCCCGUUCCUCGCGGAGGGCAACCUCGCCGUGCGCGUGCGGCCCGCGGACGCGCCGCUGCGGGUCCGCAGCCGGGGCCGCGGGCAGCGCGCGGCGGAGGCUGCUGCGGGCAGGCUGCAGAGCCUGGCCGCGGCGGGCUGCGCAUGGCACGUCCAGGACGGCGCGGCCUCCGACUCUGCCGAGUACCUGCUCAGCGUGCUCUCGGUGCACCCGCAGGCCUCGUGCAGUAACUUCACCGCCGACCUCUGCGUCGGCUCGGGCCUGGACGGCGGCUGCCUGUCCGCGCGCGCGCCGGAGUCGUCGUCGCCCGCGUACGUCGGGGCGGGGGAGGGAGACCUCAGCCGGGUGCUGGUGAUGAGGGUCUCCGGCCUUGCCUUGCUGAACCAUCACCUGAGGAACUCGAUACUGUGGCAGCCCUGCCCGUGCGCGAACGGAGAGCUCCGUUGCGCGAUUCCUGUGCGUGUCUCGGUGGAGAGGGCCUCUCAGACAACGGGCCGCAGAAACGAGUCUGCCAGCGCUGUCUGCGACAUCAGCGUGGUGGUUCCAUUAAGCGUUACGGUUGACGUGCGCGGCUCUUACCUGUCCACGCCUGAGGACCAGGCGCUCGAACUGGGAAGCUUGCUGCGCAUCCAGGGCAGCUCACCUGGCGCUGGCGUUGUGAUGACACUCUCUGCCCGCGAAGGUACCGUCAGCGGCGUCACUUCGUCGUCGAGCCUCGUACUUCGAGGGACUUCCGUGACAGAGCUAGCAGAGGUUGUGCGGCAACAAGGGGCGUGGUACAUCCCGCCGCUCGACUUUCAUGGCGUCGACGAGCUGGAGGUCACAGUGGAGGCGAUGGUGGCAGAGUACCAGGCCGCGGCCCAGGAGACCGUCGCCAACCUCAGCAGGAUCUCCAAUGCCACCGGGGAGGAGAUCUCGGACGAUACCCACUGGUAUGGAAUUCACACCGCGCAGGCGAGCCUGGGCACCUACGCCGUCAUCAACUCCAGCCGGGGGGCCGACCUCCGCCUGGUGUUGGCCCAGCACUUUCGCCUCGAGGUCCACGUGGCCCCCGUCGGCGACGCGCCGGCGCUGGCGUUCUCGCACGCGGCGGGCAGCGGCGCUUUCGAGGUGACCGCGGGCGCGGAGCACGCCCUGACGCUGAGCAUCCGGCACCCCGACGUCGGCGAAGAGGACAGUGUUCGUGUGCGCAUCUUCGUGCCCUUCGGCGAGCUGGCGUUCGGGCGGCUCGACGCGGAGAUGGACGGGGAAUGGGGGGAGAUCUCCGAGUUCUCGACGAGCGACGAGGUCGACGAGGAGUUCGAGGCCGCGCUCGGACUAGGCGGCAAGGAGCGCCACGGGGAGUGGCCCAGCGUCGUUGUCCACAGGCCGACUGCGAGGGUGUACACGAUCGCCGGCACCGUCGCGGCCCUGAGGCGUGUGCUCGCACCCGUCGCCUACGUGCCGCCGUACUCGUCGCCCGACUCGGGCGCGCUGCUCGCCGUGCUGGGGCGCUCGCCGACGUCGGCGGAGCCCGAGGUCUCCCAGCCGCCGGGCGCCUUCCUCGCCUUCCAGCCUGCGGCACGCGUGGCCCUGCCCUUCUCCGUGGCGCCGCUGGCGCAGCUGCCGGAGACGGCCUGCUACAUGUGGGGGCCGGGGGUCAUCUUCAUCAGCGAGGGCGCCGCGAGCCAGACGCAGGACCUCAGCCUCGGAGUGGACCUCCGGAGCUCGCCGUCCGAGAAGCUGCUCGCCGAGCUGUCGGCCACGAGCUUCUCGUUCCGCGUCUCGGUCGAGCGGGGGUCUCUGCAGAUCCUGGGGGAGCCGGCCAACAUCAGCACCGUCAUGUCCACCUACGGCCAGGCCAAGGUUCUCCACAAGAGGUUGUCCAUUGCAGACCGGCUAGUGAGGCCAGGGUUCACCUCGUGA
Messenger RNA from Prorocentrum cordatum, 2724 nucleotides. The record is from the annotation of a GenBank genome assembly. NCBI's taxonomy places the organism in Eukaryota, Dinophyceae, Prorocentrales, Prorocentraceae.